Messenger RNA from Ipomoea triloba (trilobed morning glory), 2254 nucleotides. RefSeq lists its product as uncharacterized. The record is from RefSeq and is a predicted model, not a curated record. NCBI's taxonomy places the organism in Eukaryota, Viridiplantae, Streptophyta, Magnoliopsida, Solanales, Convolvulaceae. The coding region runs from base 130 to 2040 and encodes 636 amino acids. The transcript has a single exon.
GAAAUAUACACUGCUCUCCUCUUCGUCUUACCAUUUCAUUUCAUUUCGCAUUUGGAAUCAAAUCAAAGGAGAAAGCAGAGUUACUUUUCCGAUUAAAUCAAAGAGGAAAACGGGAAAUUCCGGCGGAAAAUGGAGCACCCGUUCUUCAUGAACCCUAAUUCCAAUCGGGCCGAGGCAAUCCGAUGGCUGUCAAUCGCGGAGAAGCUAUUGAACAAUCGUGAUCUAGUAGGGUGCAAAUCGUUUGCGACCCGGGCCCGAGAUUCGGACCCUAGCCUCGUACAGGCGGAGCAAAUCCUCGCCAUCGCCGACACUCUCAUCGCCGGCGAGAAGCGGAUCAACAACCAGCACAUCGACUGGUACGGUAUCCUCCAAGUGGCUCCCAACCAGAGCCAUGAUUCCGAGUUCAUCGCGAAUCAGUACCGCCGCCUCGCUCUCCUGCUCAAUCCCCAGAAGAACACGCUCUCCUUCGCCGAUCAAGCCUUCCGCCUCGUCGUGGAUGCAUGGUCGUUGCUCUCAAACCCUUUCAGGAAGAGCUUGUAUGAUAAAGAGCUCGGGUUCUUUUUAAACCUCAACCCGGACCCGGUUCAUUCCGCCCCGAAUACGGUAUCUUCUGUGCAGCAGCCCAGUGGGUUUAAUGUCUUCCCCAAUUCCAGCAGAGAGCAACAGCAAAUCUUCUUUGGUAGUCGAGAACAGCAGCCAAUUAGCUCGGGGCAAUCAGUGACGUUUCUUUCUCGAGACCCGGUUCAACCUGUGACCUCCAUGCAGCAGCCAAGCUCGAGCAGAGAGCAGCAACCGCAACCGCAACCGCAGCCGGUAAUGUUUCUAAAUCGAGACCAACAGCCGCCGGUUACUCCUGUCCCGGCCGCGAACAGAGACCCACAGCCGCCGGUGACCUAUAUGCCGAGCUCGAGCAGGGAACCAGUGCAAAUUUCCUUUGGGGCAAGCCAACGUCAUUCCGAACAGCCACCGGUAGUAGCUUCAUUGCAAAGCCCCGCCACUGAGCAUCAAAGGAACAAGCAGCCACAGCAGCAAACUGAGGGCUCUGUAGGAAACAACAAUCACAAUCUCUCUGGCAGUUCUAUUGGUAAUGCAAAUAAAGAAACUGGAGUAGAAGAAGAGCCUAAGAGUGACAUUCCUAGUUUCUGGACUGCAUGCCCAUAUUGUUAUCAUAUGUUUGAGUACCCUGAUGCUUAUGUCGACUGUACGUUGCGGUGUCGCAAUUGCAAGAUGGCAUUUCAGGCUAUAGCAAUCUCAUCACCUCCUCCAAUUAUUGAUGGGAAAGAAGCCUACUUUUGUUGUUGGGGCUUUCUUCCCUUGGGGUUUUCUGUGCCAAAUUGGGAGAGAAACAGGGAUCGAGCAACAAGCUGGAGUCCAUUUUCACCUAUGUUUACUUGUCCUCGAGGUGGAGCGGGGAAUGAAGCUAGUGGGGUAAGUGCAAAUUAUGCUGCUAUGGGGCAGAAGAGUGGAAACACUUCUGGUGGUUUUAAUAGUGUAGGGGCAUCAAAGGGUGGGGCUAGUCAUAAGAGUGUGACUCCAAGGAUUUAUGUUGAUGAUGAUGAUGAUGAUGUGCUUGUAGGACUAUCAGACUCAGGUGAGGAAUCAGAUGAGGAUUGGCGUGGAGAGAAGAGGAAGAAAUCAAAAAGCUUGAAGGGAAAAGGGAUGAAGACAUUGACUCCUAAUAGAAGCACUCCGAAACAGCAGGCUGAUAAGGGAAAGAAUGCCAAAGGCAACACAGGUGAAAAUUUACAGGAUGGUUUGCGAAUUCAAAGUGGUGGUCGUCUCGCAGCUGAGUCAAGUAAGAAAGGUGUUGUGAGUAAUACAAGGAGACAAUCUGGGAGGAUUGCCAAAGACUAUGGGAAGUUGGAUCUGAAUGUGGAGUUUAGUAAUGAGGUUGAAGAACAUCCACCUGGGAUGGAUGGGCUAGGAAACGGAGCAGGAAGGGGAGAGGAUGAUAACAUAUUUUUUGAGGGUCUUGAUGAAUUCCUAAGCAGUCUUCCUAUACUCAAUGUUGUUGGUGAGGAUAAGGUUAAGGCUGCUUAGGCCUUAGUGAACUAUUGGCGUUUCUAUUGUUGUAGUUGUAACUCUAGCCUUGAUUUUACAUCUUUAUGUUUGUAGUAUGGAACCAGGUAGAGUUUCCUCGGCGCUGGACUUGAUGUAUCUUCCUGUAGCUUUUCUGCUGCAAAGUUUGCAGCAAUUGUGUCUUUUUCAUUCUAUCUUUGUAGUUGCAAUAAUUAAUCUUUUCUUUCGGUCUCCA